Messenger RNA from Hevea brasiliensis (rubber tree), 1928 nucleotides. RefSeq names its product xanthotoxin 5-hydroxylase CYP82C4. The coding region runs from base 91 to 1860 and encodes 589 amino acids. NCBI's taxonomy places the organism in Eukaryota, Viridiplantae, Streptophyta, Magnoliopsida, Malpighiales, Euphorbiaceae. The record is from RefSeq and is a predicted model, not a curated record. Gene Ontology annotation, molecular function: monooxygenase activity; oxidoreductase activity, acting on paired donors, with incorporation or reduction of molecular oxygen; heme binding. The transcript has 2 exons. Gene Ontology annotation, biological process: defense response to other organism.
AAUGAUUUUUUUUUUUUUCACAUUAAAAUAUGAAAUUGAUUAUAUAAAAAGAGUAGCUCCGUUGCUUUUCCUAAAUUUCCAUUCACUUUCAUGAAAUAUGAUUUCAUUUUCAUCACUGACUUUCUCUCGGCUAAUGGCCCGCUAAUAGGUAAGCUGUACCCCACAUGUGCCCGCAAGAUUGAGAACAGAACCAGAUUUGGUCUUCCCUGUACUUACUCGUGCUGGUGUUUACUUGUUGAUCUACCGAAAUCUCAUACCCAUCUAUGUUCAUCUUACAAUCGAAUAAUGGAUUUAAAUCUGCAAUUACUUGCACUUAUUGGGUUUAUUUCCUUAAUCUUUCUCUACUUUGCGUUGUUUAGCCGGACAAGAAUAACCGCAAGGACCAAUUUUGGACAAGCACCUGAACCAGCAGGUGCAUGGCCAAUCGUCGGCCAUCUUCAUCUACUAGGUGGUUCUAGUCAGCUGCUUCACCAAACGCUUGGAAUGAUGGCAGAUAAGUAUGGUCCAGCCUUCAGUCUCCGCCUUGGAAGCCGCCGCGCUUUUGUGGUUUCUAGUAGCGAAGUGGCAGAGGAAUGCUUCACCUCUAAUGAUAGAGCGCUUGCUUCUCGUCCCAGCACAGCAGCCACAAAGCACAUGUGUUAUAACGAUGCAGUGUUUGGGUUUGCACCCUAUUCCCCCCACUGGCGUGAGAUGCGAAAGAUAGUAAUGUCAGAACUUCUUUCAAACCGCCGACUUGAGAUGGUCAAGAAUGUCCAGUCUUCAGAAGUCGAUGUGGGGAUAAGGAAGCUUUAUGAUCUCUGGGUCAAAAAUAGCUGCCACCCGGUGCUUGUUGAACUUAAUCACUGGUUCGAGGAUUUAACACUUAACGUGCUAGUAAAAAUGGUGGCUGGAAAAUGUUUUGCCGGUGGCUCUGAUGAUGUUGAGGCUAGAAGGUUCCAAAAGACGAUCUCUGAGUUCUUUCACUUGAUGGGCAUGUUUGUGGUUUCAGAUGCCGUUCCAUCUUUAUGGUGGUUGGAUUUACAGGGGCAUGAGAGGAAAAUGAAGAAGAUAGGUAAGGAUUUGGAUGCCAUACUAGAAGCUUGGAUGGACGAGCAUCGCCAAAAGAGAGCUUCCGGAGAGCUCCAGGAAGAGGGUGAACAAGACUUCUUUGACCUGAUGUUGUCGCUUGAGGAGGAAGGGCGACUCUCUGGUUUUCCUUAUGACGAGAAGACUAGUAUCAAGGCUACCUGUCUGACGGUUAUCGCUGCUGGUAGCGACACCACAUCAACCAUGUUGACAUGGGCCAUCUCGUUGCUGCUGAAUAAUCGAUUUGCAUUGAAAAAGGCACAAGAAGAAUUAGAUCUUCAUGUAGGUGUUGAACGUCAAGUAGAUGAAUCAGACCUAAAAAACCUGGUGUAUCUUCAAGCUGUGAUAAAAGAGACCCUCCGCCUAUACCCUGUAGCUCCACUCUCAGGACCCCGGCAAGCCCUGGAAGAUUGCACCAUUGGUGGCUAUCAUGUUUCGGCUGGCACUCGCUUGAUGGUAAAUGUAUGGAAGAUUCAUAGGGAUCCAAGAUUGUGGACAGAUCCAUCAGCCUUCCAACCACAGAGGUUUCUCACAAGCCAUGUUGGUGUUGAUGUCAGAGGUCAACACUUUGUGCUGAUUCCUUUUGGUUCUGGUAGACGAUCAUGCCCAGGCACAUCAUUCGCACUACACGCCCUCCAUCUGACAAUUGCUAGACUCCUUCAUGCGUUUGAUUUAUCGACUCCCAUGGACCAGCCUGUAGAUAUGACCGAGGGACCCGGAGUAAUUCUACCAAAAGCAACCCCAUUAGAGGUUCUUCUCUCCCCACGACUGCCUGCCAAACUCUAUAAAUUUUGAUGUAAGGAGAUGCAAAGAGACUACAAGAUAUGUUCUGGAUUUUACUUUAUACGUUCUAUGAUUCCAAA